UUUGAAAUAAGACCAGCUUACUAAACACAUCUUAUUUUCUUCUUUAUUUAUUUUAAUUUUAUUAUACAUAUAUUUUCGCUGUUACUGAAUCUUAUCCUUAUGAUUCUCGUUCUUCGCAACGUAUCUAAAAUUUAUUUAAAUUUUAAUAUAAAAGGCGUAAAAAUUGAAGCGAAAAAAAUAAAUAAAUAUAUUAAGUAAAAAGUAAAUAAAGUUAAAAGCAACUGAAAACAGAGUAACCGGGGAAGACAGAUAAAAAAUAAAAGUGCUUCAUCUUACACGUACAACAUAAAUACUUAUUAUUUGCCACAUAAAACAGAAAACAAAAACACAAAAAAGAAUAAAGAAGAGAAAUGUUUUAUGUUCUAAAAUAUAUAUACUGCUUACUGGCCGAAGUCUAUGCAAAGAAUGCAGAUCCACGAGUUCAGCACUUGCCUCUGGUAUAUUCGCCUAUGCCAGUAAUUGUAAUUUUAUCAUUAUAUUUGGCAUUUGUACUGCACUACGGCCCUAAAUGGAUGGAAAAACGUCAAGCCUUUCAGCUGAAAUUAAUAAUGCGUAUCUAUAACGCUAUCCAAGUUUUAGCCAACUUUACUUUGUUCAUCUAUGCCAUUCCGAAUUCAUAUGGUCAUAAAAAAUUUAGCUUUACAUGUCAACCCGUUGAUCCCACAAAUACUGAACCAUGGAUGAUUCGUUUGCUGUACAUAACAUAUGGAUAUUACCUAACGAAAUAUUUGGAUCUCUUUGAUACGAUAUUUAUAGUGCUGCGUAAGAAAAAUCAACAAAUAUCUUUUCUACACAUCUAUCAUCAUACCGGAAUGGUGUUUGGUUGUCAUAUAUAUAUGACAUUUAUGCCAGGAAGUCAUGCAACGAUGCUGGGACUUAUUAAUCUUUUCGUACAUACUGUCAUGUAUUCGUAUUAUUUCGUCACAUCGCUGAAACCGAUUAAGGAGACGCUGUGGUGGAAACGCCACAUAACACAAUUACAAUUAGCUCAGUUUGGUUAUUUGUUCAUUCACUUUUUAAUAGUACUUGUUCGUAAUACUUGUGGUCAUCCCAAUGCAGUGGCUCUUAUUGGUUUUAUGCAAAAUACGUUUAUGUUUGCAUUAUUUUUCGAAUUUUACUACAAAGCCUACAUGAAGAAACCCAAGGCAACCGCUGUAAACAAUACUGUGACCAGUGACAGCGCAAAGCAAUUAAGCAGAGAAGAAAAAUUAAAAUCGAGUUAGUAAUUGGUUAAUACCAAUGCUUUGUAACAAAUAAAACUUUCCAAAAAAAGAGAAAAACAAUAAAUGCAUUAAAAAUAUUUUGUUUAAAA
Messenger RNA from Lucilia sericata (common green bottle fly), 1312 nucleotides. Its product is annotated as elongation of very long chain fatty acids protein AAEL008004. Gene Ontology annotation, biological process: very long-chain fatty acid biosynthetic process; fatty acid elongation, saturated fatty acid; fatty acid elongation, polyunsaturated fatty acid. Gene Ontology annotation, molecular function: fatty acid elongase activity. Lineage: Eukaryota; Metazoa; Arthropoda; Insecta; Diptera; Calliphoridae. The transcript has 5 exons. The record is from RefSeq and is a predicted model, not a curated record. Gene Ontology annotation, cellular component: endoplasmic reticulum membrane. Bases 351 to 1223 code for a protein of 290 amino acids.